AUGAUUGUACGAAUAAAAUUGUUGAUAAUUCUGGUUGAAUUACAGGCUGCAAUGUCGUUCAUUAGGUCUUCUCCCUCCAAACAGAGGAAGUGUGACUGUGGGAUUCCUAUGGCUAGGCUGACUUCAUGGACAAGAGAGAACCCUGGAAGAAAGUUCAAAGCCUGCAAAUUCUAUGAUCCUAAAACAGAAAGUAGGGGUUGUAAGUGCUUUGAGUGGGUGGAUGAGGAAGAAGGCACUGAGUGGCAAAGGGAUGUCAUCAAUCAACUUCUACUGGAUAAAAAGUUGAUGAAGGGGGAGAUGAACUCACUGCAAAGAGAACUUGAAGACUUAAGUGGCCAAAGAAGGUGUUUGCUAACUGAAAAUGACAACCUGAUAGUGAAGUGCAAAGCUCUAAGUUCUGAGAUGAAGAAAUACAACAAGGAAGGGCAGAACAGUGGUGUUGGAGGAAUGCUUUGUGUGAUAGCAAGUGUAAUGUGUUGUGUAUUUGUGAUUGUUGGUGUGUUAAUUGUAAUGAAAUGA
Molecule: messenger RNA, 519 nt
Organism: Chenopodium quinoa (quinoa)
Lineage: Eukaryota; Viridiplantae; Streptophyta; Magnoliopsida; Caryophyllales; Amaranthaceae
Exons: 1
Coding region: 1-519 (172 amino acids)
Molecular function (GO): zinc ion binding
Source: RefSeq, a predicted model, not a curated record